AUGCCUUCACUGGGGUUUCUCAAGAAAAAGCGGACCAGAGAGGGCAACUCUGACCCUUCUGCUUCAAGUCCAACUAGUCCAGUUACUCCUACCACUUCCAGGUCCAAGUCCAUCUCCAAAGCUUUUCACCUGCCUCGAACAAGCAGGCAAUCCACCUCAGCACCAAAUUCCCAACCAACCAACGGCCAGAACCAGCAACAGCAACAGCAGCAGCAGCCCGACCAGAUUCAGGAAGGUGCCGUGUCUCAAUCGAAUCAAUCGUCUGCGCCGAAUGAGCAGACGACAGCAGCUACGGGCGGACAGCAACAAGAAGAUAUGAGCGCAAUUAACCUCCAUCAACCCUCAUACGGUGCGGGCAGUCCUAUGAAUCACGAUCAUCAAAACCUACCCAGCAUCAAUAACCUCAUCAACCCGCCCCAGCAGCAGCACAAUGCCCAGGGCAAUUCCUACAACAACGGCCAGACCAACCCGCAGUACCUAGCCGCCACGAUAGACAGCCAUCGACCGCAGACCGUCAGUCCCGGAACUGAUCCCGCAGCCCUCCAACAGCAGCAGCAGCAAGCUCUGCCACAGCCAAGUAUGCCUCCGCAACAGCAACAGUCGCAGGCGCAGCAACAACAUCAGCAGCCAUCUCAGCAGUUCCAACAACAGCAGAACCAGAGUCAGAAUCAAGCGCAACAGCAACAACAGUACCAACACCAGCCGCACCAUCAACAGAACGCUAGCACUGGUUCAGUCAUGCGCGUAACAAAAGGAAAAUACUCGUUGGGUGACUUCGAUAUCUUGAGGACGCUUGGAACUGGUAGCUUCGGUCGAGUACAUUUAGUCCAAUCGAAGCACAACCAGCGUUUCUAUGCGGUCAAGGUGCUCAAGAAGGCCCAGGUGGUCAAAAUGAAGCAAGUCGAACAUACCAAUGACGAACGUCGCAUGCUAGCUGACGUCAAACACCCUUUCCUUAUCACCCUCUGGGGCACGUUCCAGGACCCCAAGAACCUCUACAUGGUGAUGGAUUUUGUUGAAGGUGGAGAGCUGUUUUCACUUCUGAGGAAGUCGGGACGUUUUCCUAACCCCGUUGCCAAAUUCUACGCCGCCGAGGUCACUUUAGCUUUGGAAUACCUCCAUUCAAAGAACAUUAUAUACCGCGAUCUCAAGCCGGAAAAUUUGCUGCUCGAUCGGCAUGGCCAUCUGAAGAUCACAGAUUUCGGUUUCGCGAAGCGUGUGCCUGAUAAGACGUGGACUUUGUGUGGCACUCCGGAUUACCUAGCGCCUGAAGUGGUCUCUAACAAAGGCUACAACAAAUCCGUGGAUUGGUGGUCCCUGGGCAUCCUGAUAUACGAAAUGCUUUGCGGUUAUACCCCCUUCUGGGAUAGUGGAUCUCCCAUGAAGAUCUACGAAAACAUUCUCAAAGGCAAAGUGAAAUAUCCGGCAUACGUCAACGCGGACGCUCAAAAUCUUCUUGAGCGUCUGAUCACAGCCGACCUCACAAAGCGAUUAGGUAAUCUCUACGGAGGCCCAGAUGACGUGAAGACCCAUCCUUGGUUCGCUGAAGUCACCUGGGAUCGAUUAGCCAGGAAGGACAUUGACGCACCUUACACGCCACCAGUCAAGGCGGGUGCUGGAGACGCGAGUCAAUUCGAUCGUUACCCUGAAGAUCCCGAGAAGUACGGAGUGGUUACCGCACCAGAUGAGUACGGUCACAUGUUUACGGAGUUUUAA
Molecule: messenger RNA, 1716 nt
Organism: Fusarium musae
Lineage: Eukaryota; Fungi; Ascomycota; Sordariomycetes; Hypocreales; Nectriaceae
Exons: 4
Coding region: 1-1716 (571 amino acids)
Biological process (GO): peptidyl-serine phosphorylation
Cellular component (GO): nucleus; cAMP-dependent protein kinase complex
Molecular function (GO): ATP binding; cAMP-dependent protein kinase activity
Source: RefSeq, a predicted model, not a curated record